Erigeron canadensis is the source of this 945-nucleotide messenger RNA. RefSeq names its product protein bicaudal C homolog 1-A-like. The transcript has 2 exons. The coding region runs from base 78 to 653 and encodes 191 amino acids. Gene Ontology annotation, molecular function: protein binding. NCBI's taxonomy places the organism in Eukaryota, Viridiplantae, Streptophyta, Magnoliopsida, Asterales, Asteraceae. The record is from RefSeq and is a predicted model, not a curated record.
AAGGAUAGAAAUAUACACAAUCAGUCAAUCACUCACUUUAAUCACUUCUAACCCCUUUCCAGCUAAAAAGAAAAAAUAUGUCUGAGCUUCAACCACCAGUAGAUACUCAAACCAACGGCGGCGAUCCUCCGGCCGGAGCUCCACCAGACACCACGACGCCUGUGGCCGGACCACCAAAACGACAGCGUAGACCAAGUGUCCGAUUAGGCGAUAUCGGAGUUCGAAAUCAAAGAAGAACCAAACAUCAUCAAUGGAAAGAUUCAAAAUCAUGGAAAACAGGUAAGGACUUUUCGAAAUCGAGUAAAGCGUUUUCGAGCUCGAAAAGGGUUAGGACUAAUUGGGAUGACUUUGAUUAUAAUGAUGAUAAUGAAAGUUUGAAUUUUGAUGGACCAUAUGAUGAUGUUAAUGAUAAUGAUGAUGAUGAUGGUGUUAAUGAUGAUAAUGAUGAUAAUGUGGAAAGAAAUGGUGUUAGGGUUUGGUUAAAUCAAUUAGGAUUAGGAAGGUAUGCACAUAUUUUCGAGGUACAUGAAGUCGAUGAUGAGGUUUUGCCUUUGCUCACAUUGGAAGAUCUUAAAGAUAUGGGGAUAAAUGCUGUUGGGUCUAGGCGAAAAAUGUUUUCUUCUAUUCAAAAGCUCGGUAAAGGGUUUUCGUGAUGAAGUGAGACGAGGACGUAAGGUUAAGAAGCGAAAAGCUGAAAACUGGUUUGAUCCCUUCUUUUGUAUUAUAUAUAAGUUUUAGGGUUAAUUUGCCUUAUUGGUUUUUACUUUGUAUGAUGUGGUUUUGUGAUGUAUAUAUUUGUAGUUAGAUAAGGUUUAGCUGUGUAAUUGUUGUUUAAGAGAAGAAUGGGAAUAAAGUGUAUAUCUUGUAGUUCAAGAAGUGUUAAAUGAUGUAGAUGGUGUGAAAUGAUGUUAUUGAUAUGAAAAUUGGUACUUGGUUUAUCUAUAA